AUGAACUCACGUGAAUUCCGGAGGAGAGGGAAGGAGAUGGUGGACUUUGUGGCGGACUACUUGGAAGGCAUUGAGGGGCGCCAGGUGUACCCCGACGUGCAGCCGGGCUAUCUUCGGGCGCUGGUCCCCACUUCUGCCCCUGAGGAGCCAGACACAUUUGAGGAUAUCAUCAAUGAUGUUGAGAAGAUAAUCAUGCCAGGGGUGACGCACUGGCACAGCCCCUAUUUCUUCGCCUACUUCCCCACGGCCAGCUCGUACCCGGCCAUGCUCGCAGACAUGCUGUGCGGGGCCAUCGGCUGCAUCGGCUUCUCCUGGGCUGCGAGUCCAGCGUGCACAGAGCUGGAGACGGUGAUGAUGGACUGGCUGGGGAAGAUGCUGAAGCUACCGGAGGCAUUUCUGGCCGGAGAGGCGGGGGAAGGGGGAGGAGUGAUCCAGGGAAGUGCCAGUGAGGCCACUCUGAUGGCCCUGCUGGCUGCUCGGACCAAAGUGACGCGCCGCCUGCAGGCCGCCUCCCCCGGGCUGACGCAGGGUGCCAUCAUGGAAAAGCUAGUGGCGUACUCCUCGGAUCAGGCACACUCCUCCGUGGAAAGAGCUGGAUUGAUUGGAGGAGUGAAAUUGAAAGCCAUCCCUUCCGAUGAGAAGUUUGCCAUGCGCGGUUCUGCCCUACAGGAAGCUCUGGAGAGAGACAAGGCGGAGGGCCUGAUCCCUUUCUUUGUGGUGGCUACCCUGGGGACCACGUCCUGCUGCUCAUUCGACAAUCUCUUAGAAGUGGGUCCAGUCUGUAACAAGGAAAACAUGUGGUUGCACAUCGAUGCUGCCUACGCGGGCAGCUCCUUCAUCUGCCCUGAGUUCCGGCAUCUUCUGAACGGAGUAGAGUUUGCAGAUUCAUUUAACUUCAAUCCCCACAAAUGGCUGUUGGUGAAUUUCGACUGCUCCUCCAUGUGGGUGAAAAAUAGGACAGACCUGAUAGGAGCCUUUAAGCUGGACCCUCUCUACCUGAAGCACAGCCAUCAGGACUCAGGGCUUAUCACCGACUAUCGGCACUGGCAGUUGCCGCUGGGCCGAAGGUUUCGCUCUUUGAAGAUGUGGUUUGUUUUCAGGAUGUACGGCAUCAAGGGACUGCAGGCGUACAUCCGCAAGCACGUCCAGCUGGCCCACGAGUUUGAACGUCUGCUGCACCAGGACCCUCGCUUUGAAAUCUGUGCGGAAGUCACUCUGGGGCUGGUCUGCUUUCGGCUGAAGGGCUCCAACAAGCUGAAUGAAGCUCUUCUGGAAAGAAUAAACAGUACCAAAAAAAUUCACUUGGUGCCCUGUCACCUGAGGGGCAAGUUCGUGCUUCGCUUUGCCAUCUGCUCCCGCACCGUGCAGUCUGCCCACGUGCGGCUGGCCUGGGACCACAUCAGCCAGCUGGCCAGCGACCUGCUGGAUGCAGAGAAGGAAUAGAAGCCCAGCCCCAGAGAUCAAAAGCUGAAAGGAAGUAUACCUGAACACUGUGGAAAGAGAAGAUAUGGCCCAUAUGCCUGUAUGUGGCCUCAUGUUUUCUUCUCUGAAGUUCUCCAGAAGCUUGUGAUUCUGUCUGCUCACUGUCUCAUCAAUGAAGAAACCUUAGUUGCUCUGUGAAAAGUUAAUCCAGUGGAUAUAGCUUUUGUUCAUUAUUUGUCUGUGACUUUUGUUGAUUAAAAAAUCAUAGGUUUUCAUGCUCUUGAAGAGGUCAGAGGUAGGAGAGGCUUAUUGAAAUACUUUCCAGGGCACUCAAGGAUCAUGGGACUUGAGAUUAUACCUGUGGCCUUUAAAUUGUUCUGACACAGGGCUCAAUGAUUAAUAAACAAUUUGAAGUGUGGUGGCCA
Messenger RNA from Hyaena hyaena (striped hyena), 1847 nucleotides. RefSeq names its product dopa decarboxylase (gene DDC). Gene Ontology annotation, molecular function: pyridoxal phosphate binding; aromatic-L-amino-acid decarboxylase activity. Gene Ontology annotation, biological process: amino acid metabolic process; serotonin biosynthetic process; catecholamine metabolic process. The coding region runs from base 1 to 1443 and encodes 480 amino acids. The record is from RefSeq and is a predicted model, not a curated record. The transcript has 14 exons. NCBI's taxonomy places the organism in Eukaryota, Metazoa, Chordata, Mammalia, Carnivora, Hyaenidae.